Molecule: messenger RNA, 1022 nt
Organism: Thrips palmi
Lineage: Eukaryota; Metazoa; Arthropoda; Insecta; Thysanoptera; Thripidae
Gene: Ski6
Product: exosome complex component RRP41
Exons: 5
Coding region: 168-932 (254 amino acids)
Biological process (GO): rRNA catabolic process; poly(A)-dependent snoRNA 3'-end processing; U4 snRNA 3'-end processing
Cellular component (GO): cytoplasmic exosome (RNase complex); nucleolus; nuclear exosome (RNase complex)
Source: RefSeq, a predicted model, not a curated record
UGCAGAGAACAGCGUGCGGCGCCAGCAGACAGUUCCAUUUGUUUAUUUACCUAUACAUCUUCCGCCUUGUCGUGAUUAGAGAUUUUGCGAGAGUGGAUCAAAUUCAGCAGUGCGCCCAGCUUCUUCAAAGUACUCAAACCCUUCUAGUUGUCUGACUUUCUAUAACUAUGGAGUUACUCUCGGACCAAGGGCUCCGGCUGGACGGAAGACGUCCUGAGGAACUGAGGAACAUCAGAUGCAAGCUUGGAGUGUUCAGCCAAGCUGAUGGGAGUGCCUACCUAGAACAGGGCAACACCAAAGUCCUGGCCACAGUAUACGGACCUCAUCAACCAAGAGGUCAGUCAAGAAAUAAAGCACCUCAUGACCAAGUCUUUGUAAACUGUCAGUAUAGCAUGGCAGUGUUCAGCACCGGUGAAAGAAAGAGACGGCCUCGAGGAGACCGUAAAAGUCAAGAAAUGUCUAUCCAUUUGCGCCAGGCUCUUGUAGCUGCAAUCAGAACUGAAUUGUAUCCUCGCAGUCAGUUGGACAUAUUUGUGGAGGUUUUACAAGCUGAUGGAGGCAAUUACUGUGCUUGUGUCAAUGCUGCUACUUUGGCAUUAGUGGAUGCUGGUGUCGGUAUGAGAGAGUAUGCAGUUGCUUGCUCUGCAAGUUUAGCAAAUGGCGAAGUUGCACUUGUGGAUGUUAGCCAUUUAGAGGAAUCAUCAGGUGGCUCCAACCUUACAGUAGCCACUCUUCCUGUUUCUGGCCAGGUUGCUCUUAUGGAAAUGUCACAACGUUUCCACUCUGACCACUUACCUAAAGUGCUGGAAAGAGCAAUCGAAGGCUGCAAGGAUAUUCAUCAAAUUUUGGAUGGUGCUGUCCGUAAACAUGUGGAAGAAACUGGACGAGCAAGUGGAUGGGGACAAGUUGACAGAGCUGGUAUAGCACUUUAGGUACAUUCCCUUUUUUAAAAAUUCACUUUCUUUAAGUUGUCAGUUAAUCUAAAAAAUGAAAAAAAAAUUAUAGGGACUAUUUGACUAUCA